Molecule: messenger RNA, 2139 nt
Organism: Cercospora beticola
Lineage: Eukaryota; Fungi; Ascomycota; Dothideomycetes; Mycosphaerellales; Mycosphaerellaceae
Molecular function (GO): oxidoreductase activity; copper ion binding
Source: RefSeq, a predicted model, not a curated record
AUGGCGCCGGUGCGGGCCAUCUGGACUAGGAUUGUAUACGUCCUCGAUUUUUUCGUUCACGGAUCACAGAAAGUCCCAGACUUCGAUACCAGUACUGCACUGCAAGUUCCUAUCAAGUCUCCAGAAGCCACAACCAAAGGAGGCUUCCCAAUCUACAAUCCACCAGACGACCUUGAUGACGUUGCUGAUCCCACAUUCAUAUGCAAGUAUCCAGACUACCGAAAGGAAGACGGCUGGGUUUCUUGCAACACGAACGGUAACAGGACUUGCUGGCUGAAGAAUACCAAGACUGGCCAAACGUAUGAUAUCGGCACAAACUACGAGAUUGAUGGUCCCACAGGAGUCGUGAGAGAGUAUUACCUGGAGCUUUCGGAGUCCACCCGCAAUCCCGAUGGCGCCGGAGACGUAUAUGUCCAGCUCUUCAAUGGCAGUUUCCCUGGACCGCGUCUGCAAGCUUGCUGGGGCGAUGAGAUUAGAAUCACAAUCAACAAUACUUUGGCGAAGACUGCUUCUGAGCCAGGCAACGGGACUACAGUUCACUGGCACGGUUUUCGACAGUGGAAGACUGGCCAGAUGGACGGAGUCAAUGCUGUGACUCAAUGUCCCAUUGCGCCAGGAGAGACGUUCACCUAUGUUUUCAAUACAACUCAGUAUGGCACUUCGUGGUACCAUAGCCACUACUCCCUUCAGUACGCAGCAGGAUUGCUGGGAGCGUUCACUGUCUAUGGGCCGAUGUCUAAAAGCUUCGACCAUCAAGUAGCUCCCAUCAUUCUGAGUGAUUGGCUGCACAUGCCGUAUGAAACCCCACUUUCUGCAGUACUGGGCGUCACUAACCGAUCAUAUAGCGUCUUCGAGAAGUGGGAAUGGUCUAUGGUGACGAAGUGUGGUCGUCAAUGGCCUCUUCUCGAUGCAUCCAAGCCUGUUCCAGAAGGAACGAAGUUCAAUGAAGUAGUAUUCCAGAGAGGAGUCCGGUACCUCAUGCGUAUCAUCAAUGGCGCGGCUGACACGACAUUUGUGUUCUCCAUCGACAACCAUUCCUUCUGGGUCAUCUCAACAGACUUUGUCUCCAUCACGCCGUACUAUACGAACAAGAUUGUGGUUGGCAUUGGCCAGCGAUACAACAUCAUAGUAGCAGGAGAACCCACUAUUCCCUCCGAAGACGUCAACUUCUGGAUCCGCACAUCGCCAGCCACAAACUGCACUGCUUUCAAUCCAGGACCACUGGACAAGGGCUGCAAACCCAAGGACCUCAGCUUUCGACAGCCUGAUGGUCGCACUGGUAUUCUGCGCUAUUCUUCAAACACAGACUUCCCGACCACUAGUCGACAGGAAAACAUAACACUUGACUGCAUUGACGAGACGUACUAUCCGGAUGUCCAGACAUUGUCACCAAUUGUCAAGUGGAAUGUCAGUGAAACUCGGCAAGUACUACCCGACUUCCACCUCGACUUCAUGAAAACCAACGGGACCCCAUAUUACCCCUGCAAAAAGAACACCUCCCACUUCUAUCUCGUCCAAAGCCACCCAAUGUGGCUAAACUUCAGCGACCCACCCCUCCUCAACCCAACCCAAGACUUCACCAAGAAGCCCUGGCUUACAGUCAUCGACUCCGGCGACGCCGACGAAGACGACUGGUUCCAACUCAACAUCAUCUCCGGUGCAGCAAAACCAAAGAACCCCUCAAAACCCCAUCCCAUCCCCAAAAAACCCAGCGCAGCCUACUUCCCCGGCCAGCACCCCAUCCACCUCCACGGCCACGACUUCGCGGUCCUCGACCAAUGCGUCCCCGACGAAUCCCAAGAAUGCGACAUCGCACAAGCAAACCUCACACUCCACAACCCACCUCGUCGAGAUGUAGCUUUUCUUCCCGAUGGCGGGUAUCUGAUCAUCGCAUUCAAAGCGGAUAAUCCUGGAGCGUGGAUUAUGCAUUGUCAUAUCGCGUUUCAUGCUUCAAUGGGAUUAGCGGCGCAGAUUCUGGAGAAUGUGAAACUUUGGCCAAAGACUUUUAUGCCUGGCUGGGAUGAGCCUUUCUUUGAUAUGUGCAAAGCUUGGGAUAAAUGGAGUCCUGAUGAUUCGAGUGAUCCUUGUAUGCAUUUGCAUCCGGACGUGUUGCCUUUGCAGACGGAUUCGGGGAUUUGA